AUGGGAUAUUCUAAUACUAAAAUUGAGGAACCUUUUAGCAAAAAAUUGAGAUCUAAAGCAAUUUUUAUCUUUAAUAAACUAGAUAUCAAAGGUAAUAGAACUAUAGAUAAAGAAGGAACGGCACACUUUUGGUAUUAAACUCUUUUAAAUCCUUAGGAAGUCUAACUAUGCUUAACUAAAUAUCGAAGCAUUAUUUGAAGUUUUGGAUUUUGAUAAAAGGGGAGAUAUUACUGAAGAUGAUUGGAUGGCUUUUUGGGAUAUUGUUAAAUAAAAUGGUUAUUCUGAAGAAAUAUCAAGUUUUAAGUAAUCAAUCUAUUAUUAUUUCUUAGUUAGAUGAAUUAAAGGAAGGUAGGCUUGGGUAUAAUUUAAAAGAGUUGA
Molecule: messenger RNA, 378 nt
Organism: Paramecium pentaurelia
Lineage: Eukaryota; Ciliophora; Oligohymenophorea; Peniculida; Parameciidae
Source: the annotation of a GenBank genome assembly